CACUCUCGCUUGGAGUAAUUUUACUGCUAUUCCGCUCGUGCCCUGACUUAAACUCGUAACUAUAUCCAUUCUUUCUUUUUCAUUCAAACGAAAGCCUUAGAUAAUACCUCCAUUACAUUUAGGACCAGCUCCUUGCGUAACACGCCGACCCAGCACAAUCUAUAAAUCCGUACCAAUCUUCUCCAUCUUUCUCGCACUGAUGCUGUCCAGACCUCCCAAAUAGUGAACAGUGGACAUUUCUUCUCUCAUAUAUACACACACAAUUCAAAUACAUACACACACACACAUAUAUAUAUAUACACAAAAGCAAUUUUGUCGAAUGUUGCCGAUAAACCCUAGCUCAAUCUUCUCCCCCACUAGACCCACAUUCCUCUCUUUCCCCGCCCUCUCUCCUCCCUCCACCACCGUCGUCCGCUGCCGCGCCGUCGACCCCUCCGUGGUGGGUCCCUCAUUUCCGCGGUGGUUGUUCAAUUUUCCGGUGGCCGUCGACGCCUCUGUUAGCGCCCGGACCAGCCACGACUCGGACGGUGUCGCCGCGGAGAGGCGAACUGCUAUUAACAAGAACACGAAGGUCAAUGCGAGAGAAAAGCGUUGGUCACGUGACAGAGAGAGCUACUUGGCCGACGACGACGAUGCUCUUCCUCUUCCCAUGACGUAUCCUGACACGUCGCCGGUGGCGCCCGAAGAAAUCGAUCAUCGACUCCGUUGCGAUCCCAUACUUGAGGAUUGCAAGGAAGUGGUUUAUGAAUGGACUGGAAAGUGUCGGAGUUGCCAAGGGUCGGGAUUUGUUAGUUAUUACAAUAAAAGGGGGAAAGAAACAAUUUGCAAAUGCAUACCCUGCGUUGGAAUUGGUUAUGUACAGAAGAUAACGGCACGCAAGGACAUUGAGGUGAUGGAGGAUUUGGAAAAUGGAAAACCACCUUGACCUAAAUAAAUAUAGAAUUUUUUUUUU
Molecule: messenger RNA, 952 nt
Organism: Cornus florida
Lineage: Eukaryota; Viridiplantae; Streptophyta; Magnoliopsida; Cornales; Cornaceae
Product: protein disulfide-isomerase SCO2
Exons: 3
Coding region: 320-925 (201 amino acids)
Source: RefSeq, a predicted model, not a curated record